AUGAGAAAACAAGUUAUGUUACGAGCAAUAGUGGUACUAGUUGUUAUUAGCUUGAUUUUAUGGGUUAAAGGCGGGGGUGAGGAAAAAGUGGCCUAUACCCAGAUUGAUGCUAUUAAUAAGAGUUUAGUGGCAUACACCGAUGAGGAUGUUUCUUACUCCCUUACGGUUGGGUAUGCUAGUUUGAGAUUAGGAAAUGAAACAAAACCGAUAGUGUUAAUUUGGGUGCAGGUUUUGGUAUUUCUAUGGACCAAAAUCUCGAUGAGCGAGCUUAUUAAUGUUAGCAUUGAGCGGGCAUUGGAAGCUAUCCCCAAUAAGUCUUCUAAAACUAUGGUGGUGAUAGCUAAUUGGGUUGAAAAAAUAGAUAAUAUUAACCCAGUCUGGGAGCUCUGCAACUCUUUAUUGAAACAGGCCCGAGUAUCCAUUACUGGGUCGUUUAUGCUGCUAGUUAACUCGCCAUCGUUGCCAACAAGCGGGCACGAAGGAGAACUAUUUUUCGGUCGAUUAUGGCCGGUCGAUUUGACGAAUAAUGAGCCUUUUAGUGAACUCGCUGGAAUAUAUUGGCUAUGUCUUAAUACAGUAAAAGGCUGGGGCACCCCCUAUUACUAUAUGCUGUGUCCAUUGGAUUUUGUUUCCAAAGAGACCAAAGUCAUCAGCCUGGUAGUUCAUAAUAGGGCCAUAAGCACAAUUGAGAUAAUGAUGGAUAGGUCAUGUGCGUUGUGCAUGCCUCGACCCUGUAUUGUUGACCGGCUGGUAUUGCAUACACCGCAUGCAGUGGUAAAGUUUAUGCAGCACAAGUAUUUAUCGGCAUCUAUUGGCACCCUUGAUAUUUAUACCAAUAAUUGGCAAAUGUCAUUAUUGCCUAUCUUAAACACGCAUACAAUAGUCAUCAGUUUGAAAACCCUCCAAGUUCGGAUUGGUGCACAUGAUCCGGAUGGACUAUAUGGAGCGGAGUUGUUAAUAAGAAUAGAACUAACGGCCCAUGCAAUUAUAAGGGCUGAGAUAAAAGUAGUUGAUCAAAGGAGCGCAUCAAUAGUCUCGCGAGGCACUGCCAUGGCAUUCGACAUACUAACUACUGUACUCCGUUAUAUUGGGUUAGGCUGGGCCAAGGACGUUCCGAGACAAGUGGAAUGCCAAUUGGAUGGAAAGAAGAAAAUGCGCUCAGUUGACAAUUUAAUCUGUGCUAAGGUUGAAUCGAAUGAAAGUGCUUAUAAUAGAUACUGGGUCUCUAGGAGAACCGCAUCGACAUGUUGGAGUGAUUGUGGUGCCAGUGUAUGCAUGAAAAGAAUCAUAGCUGAACUAUCACAGUCGUCUCCCGUUUUAUUAGAAGAAUUGAAGCAGCUAUAUGCACAGUACAUCGCGCCGUUUAGAAGGCAGACGCAACAGCCUUGUUCGAAUAAUAGCAAUAAUACUAAUCCAACUCCAUCUAAUAGUACAGCUUGUAGCACAAGUAAGGAUGCGCAUCUUUCUGAAUCGGGUGAAAAUCCAUCGGCCUCGCCACAAUCUCUAGAGCCAGAAGCAGAAUGCACUAAUAUUCAUGAUCUGAAAACCUGUUAUCACGACUACUUUGGAAGUAUCAAUGGGGUUACUUUUAAUACACAGAUGUUGGAGCUACAAGCGCGUGGGAGAACUUUGGCCAUUUUCAGCAAACUAACGGAUCUACUUGUGGCUCAACUCAAUACUAACCCAAAUAACACAGAUGUAUCGGCCAUCUUCCAAUGCGAAGAGUACUAUUGGCUUACUUCUUAUGUGUUUUAUAUGACGCAUGCGCUUCAGGCAGUUGUUUCCCAUUUUGAAGGUAUUAAGACUACUCAGCGAGGAAAGGAAUGGGACCAUAAGAUGCUCCAGCAUCAACAAAAGCUUGUCAAUGCAUGUGUAGUAGAAGGUAGCUGGGAGAAUUCAGACUAUAUGAAUAUCUUUGGCGAGAGAGAGGUAAGAGUUGAUCCGCCGAGGGUAGAGAAGUGA
Nematocida homosporus is the source of this 1962-nucleotide messenger RNA. RefSeq lists its product as uncharacterized. NCBI's taxonomy places the organism in Eukaryota, Fungi, Microsporidia. The transcript has a single exon. Bases 1 to 1962 code for a protein of 653 amino acids. The record is from RefSeq and is a predicted model, not a curated record.